AUCUACGCUCCAUCCAUCUCCGUCUCCACACGUAGGCUUCACCGGGGAAGCAUAUAUACAUGGUCUCCACGGGCAUGGCUGCGGCCGCCCUCCUGGCCGUUGCGGCGCUCCUCGCCGUGGCGGGGGCAGCGGCGGCUCCCCAGGAAGCCCAGUGCUGGCAGUGCUACACCUCCUGCAUGCAGCAAAAGUGCAACGGCUACCGGGACGCCGCCGCCGUUGACAACACCGCCUACGUCCCCGUCAGCAACUUCACCGGCGGCACUGCAGCCACGGUGCGCCCCGCCGAUGGUGGUGCCCACGUCGCCGGCUGGAACGAGAACUACUGCAAGUGCAACAAGGCGUGCAUCGUGGACUGUUACAAGGCCCUGCCGCCGGUGUGCUACCAGAUGUGCGUCUCCGAGACCUGCGCCAAGCUGCCACCAUGUAAACAGGCGGAAUGCUACAAGGCAUGCGGGGAGAAAUGCUACCACAAGCAGCCGAGCCCGGGCCCGAAGCCGCCCAGCCCGAACCCAGGCCCGAAACCACCGAGCCCGAACCCAGGCCCGAAGCCGCCCAGCCCGAAGCCGACGCCGCCGAAGCCCGCGCCUCCGAACCACGGCGGCACUCCACGGACGCCUCCCGUGCCGCCGAAGCGGCCGUGCCCAUGCCCUCCUAGUGCCCCGAAGCCGAAGCCGAAGCCGAAGCCAUGUCCGCCCAAGCCCAAGCCGAAGCCGCCGUGCCCGCCAGCGGGCUCGGUAUCCGCGUCGAAGAAAAUCAGCGACAACUGAUGGGUGUGCUCAGUGCACUCAUCAAGUAGAGCUCGUGAUUGUGUGAGUAUCGAUAUAGAUAUUCUAUGAGGUUACUCUAUACUCUAUAGAUAAUAAACAAGUAAUCCAUCGAUCGGCUCUAACUAAGCUGGGUAUACUAUAUAGAUCAUGUGUACUGAAUGUCCCAUCUAUGUAUGUACGUAUUGUGUAAUGAGAUUAAUGUGAGAAUAUAUUUAUCUCCUAUACGU
Hordeum vulgare subsp. vulgare (domesticated barley) is the source of this 994-nucleotide messenger RNA. Its product is annotated as protein PYRICULARIA ORYZAE RESISTANCE 21-like. NCBI's taxonomy places the organism in Eukaryota, Viridiplantae, Streptophyta, Magnoliopsida, Poales, Poaceae. The transcript has 2 exons. The coding region runs from base 60 to 767 and encodes 235 amino acids. The record is from RefSeq and is a predicted model, not a curated record.